Messenger RNA from Paramecium sonneborni, 479 nucleotides. The record is from the annotation of a GenBank genome assembly. NCBI's taxonomy places the organism in Eukaryota, Ciliophora, Oligohymenophorea, Peniculida, Parameciidae.
AUGGCAAUAAAAAAUUUUAGAAUGUUCGCAACAAUUCUAAUUAUGUUUUAAUUGGCAGGUAAUAAAUAUUUACACAAUUAAUAUAUGAAUUAUUACAAUAUUCUUGGUAUUUCAAAUAACUCGACACAUGAGCAAAUAAAACAAGCAUACCGUAACCUUGCAAAAUAGCACCAUCCUGUAAAUUAUCACUAUAUGUACAGGAUAAAAAUCCUCAAUCAGCUGAAUUCAGAAUAAUUUCUGAAGCUUAUCGAAUACUUUCUAAUCCUGAUCUUCGCUCUCGAUAUGAUUAGAUUUAAGCUCAAAUGGAUAGACAAUUAAGCUUAUAUAAGAUGAUAAGAAAUUUUAUCAAUGGAAAAUAAGAGAGAACAGAACUUAAUAAUGAUACCAAUACUAGAGACACCGAAUUUAUUGGCGAUGAAUCCAAGAAUAGAGAGGUUACUUAAAUACAAAAGAAAAAAAUCAGAAAAAAUUAUCAUUGA